This is a messenger RNA of Plodia interpunctella (Indianmeal moth), 2012 nucleotides long. RefSeq lists its product as uncharacterized. Lineage: Eukaryota; Metazoa; Arthropoda; Insecta; Lepidoptera; Pyralidae. Gene Ontology annotation, biological process: muscle organ development; cell development; regulation of transcription by RNA polymerase II. Bases 350 to 1183 code for a protein of 277 amino acids. The record is from RefSeq and is a predicted model, not a curated record. Gene Ontology annotation, molecular function: RNA polymerase II cis-regulatory region sequence-specific DNA binding; DNA-binding transcription factor activity, RNA polymerase II-specific. Gene Ontology annotation, cellular component: nucleus. The transcript has 5 exons.
AAACAAAGAAAUUAAGUUCUAUCUAAUAGCAACCGCUGUAGAUAGUGAGACUUAAUAUUUCUAUUUAUUUUUUUUUGUUUAUGUUGCAGGCAGUGUAAGCAGGUAAUUGACAUAGCAGCGCCGAUGCGCCCGCGCCGCGGCGCUACAGUCGCCCGUUUAUCCGACGCCAUUUUCACACAGUCCGCGAGCUUUCCCGCAUCCAGAUCAGUAACCAUCCCCCGCAGCGGCGGUGUUGCGAGACACGAGUCGUGUCGCAAGCCGUGGUGCCCUUCACACGUGCUGCAUUGCAUCCAAGUGUUCUUUAUUCAAAGGGUUGUUUUCAGCCAAUAUUCCACUCUGUCUCAGUCCGAUGACUCUCAUCCAAAAGGCUUUCGAAUCGAAAGCGGAACCAAUGGACGGGCAGCAGUCUAAAGAUGACGGCAAGUCCUUGCGACCCGUGCGAAACAGGAGGUACACUAGGAGGAGUUUAGUGGCAGGCCAAAGGCCUCAAAAGAGACUAUUUACUCCAGAAAUAAAGAGAUAUUUAAAAGAUUGGCUAGUGCGACGAAGAGAAAAUCCGUAUCCGAACAGAGAAGAAAAAAAGUUCUUGUCUCAUGAAACAGGGCUGACAUAUAUCCAAAUUUGCAACUGGUUUGCUAACUGGAGAAGAAAGUUGAAAAACGUUAACUCUGAACGUAAUCAACAAACAUGGGGCCACCUCAUCCGCACGUACAAUGACCGAGCACAAGGUAACGUUGAGCAAUUCAGCAUUUGUUCAGACGACAGCAUAUGGAGCGAGAACGAGCAGGCCAGCCCCAACCCUGAGUCACUCGACCUCGCACGCAGCAUUAACGACAGUCCUGAUCAAACACGGUAUCCCGAGUACGAUUCAGAUUCGUCUUCCGUUAAAGAAAGAUGUGACAAUUUUAACAACAAUUCCUAUAAUAAUGUCCAUGAUAACUGCGCCCUUGAGGAGUCUAAAAAUGUUACAAGUCCAUUGCUGCUAAGCAAGUGGUUAGAGAGCGCAGCCCGCUUUCAACCUAGUGAAACCAAUUACUCGUGGUGGGCGGAUGGUAAACGACGAAAGCCGGAGACCAAAACACAGAGAGCGAUCAACACAUCACGCCACGACCGAGAUGAAGUUGAGGCCGCCAUGGCUCUAACAACUUUGGCCGGCGCUACAAGAAGCUUGACCGCUCCAUAAAUGCCUUGCCAAUAUGGAAAUUCCGGUUGGAAAUUAAGAGGUUUUUUAAGCUAAAGACUGCUUAUAAUAUUCACGAUGGAAAAAACUCAUUGGUAAUAAACCUACGAAAUUAAGAGAAUAACUGAUUGCAAGUACAGUUCAACAGCAUUUCAAUAAUCCAAAAUUCUCUCUAAUGUAGCAUACAGUUACGUGCAGGUUAACUUGAGGCGCGGUUGUCUGUACUUUAUUGUGUAUUAUAACAAUGUGCAACUACAUUUGUAUGCUUUAAAUUCGAUUUUAUAUCUGUGAUUUCAUGCCACUUCGUUUGAUCAAUUUUAUUUAUUAUGUGAUUCACUGUUUUAGAACUCCAAAAUAAUAAACUACAAAAUAAUGACGUCACAGUCAUACAAGUUACAAUUAAAUUAUUGUAUUUUUACAAAGAGAAAAAAAAAAUCAGAAUUAACUACCAAAUAUAAUAACAAUUGUUUAAUAAUAAUAAUAAUAACAAUAUUGUUAUUAUUAUUUGGUAGUGUUGCCACCACACUCAGAGACAUACAUGACCCUUCUGUCACAUAAAAAUUGUUUAUUGACAGGUGUGAAUGACAUUGUUAUCCCAAAGAUAUUAGAAAAUGUUUUUAAAUUGCUGUGGGUUAUCCAAAUAUAUUCAAAUGUGUCCAUGUUUAAUGCAUAAUAAAAAUAUAUGCCACAUUUAAGUUUUGCUCAAGUAUUACUAAUGUAAGACAUUUUGUAGAAUGUAUACCAUAAAAAAACUUUGCAAUUAUGAUUAUUUGAUCUCCAUUAGUUUAGAUAUAAGUUGAAAUACCUGCCAAAGAUAAUGAUUGAAGUUUAA